This is a messenger RNA of Chelmon rostratus (copperband butterflyfish), 2116 nucleotides long. RefSeq names its product neudesin neurotrophic factor (gene nenf). Bases 37 to 519 code for a protein of 160 amino acids. The record is from RefSeq and is a predicted model, not a curated record. NCBI's taxonomy places the organism in Eukaryota, Metazoa, Chordata, Actinopteri, Chaetodontiformes, Chaetodontidae. The transcript is spliced from 4 exons. Gene Ontology annotation, cellular component: endomembrane system; membrane.
UUUCCGCAUCAAACUCGUCCAAACAACACUCCUACCAUGGCAACAGCGUGUUUUUGUGUCCUGUUUGUUGUCCUCUCUACGACUUUAGCGGAAGACGUUAAAUUAAAGUUCAAACCAUCCACCAAACCUGUUCGACUGUUUACUGAAGAGGAACUGAAGAGAUACGACGGCAGCCAGGAGGGACAGCCUAUUUACAUGGCAAUAAAAGGAGUGGUGUUUGAUGUCACCAAGGGAAAAGAGUUUUAUGGAAAAGAUGCACCAUAUAACGCCCUGGUUGGUAAGGACUCCACUCGGGCCGUGGCUAAGAUGUCCCUGGACCCAGCAGACCUGAUAUCAGACACUACGGGCCUCACUGAAGAGCAGCUGGACUCUCUGGACAGCGUAUUUGAAGGCACGUACAAAGCGAAGUAUCCCAUCGUGGGCUACACAGCGUCACGCAUCCUCACCGAGGAUGGAAGUCCCAACGAAGACUUCAAACCAGAGGACCAGCCCCAUUUUCAAAUCAAAGAUGAGUUUUAAUCUCAUUUGACCUUUUUGUAAAAUGUGAAGAAGUCUCGUUAUGUAGGAGUUAUUUUUGUUAGCUAGCUGUUUGAAUAUUUUCUUUUUACUUAUACAUUUACGUAUAGAAGAGUUGAACAAAAUGAUGGAGACACUUUAUAUUCAUAUUAACUUGAGCAAAAGGUUUACGUGAUCCUUUAUUGUCUGUGAGAGCUUUAAGAAACCAUUUCUGUACUCGCUGUGGUUUUUUAAAAUACAGAGUAAAAUGAUCAUCCAGACACGCUAAUGCUACACUAACUUUCAUGUCUCCUACAGUUUUACUUUGGCAAAAAGGUCCUAAAAUGACAUCUACACCUUCUCCCUCAUUGAAAAGUGAAAUAUUUUUCAUUUCAGAAGUUUAACUACUGGCCACAAAAUGUCAACUACCUCACUGAAAAGUCCAUUGUUAGCGUAUGUUUUAGUGUAUGUGUGCUGUGUGUGUUUUGAGUGUCCCCAUCACACUUGUGUAAGUUGCAUAAUGGGCCACAAUUGGCUCCAGAAUUAACGAACAUAGAGACACAUUCUUUGACUUGUUUCACAGAAAGACACAUAAAAGUCAAAUUAAACACGUCUACCAGUUCAGAAAGGGCCAGUGAGCUGACAGACAUCGACCAAACAGCAGCAUUCUCAUUACCUUGAAUUAGGAUUUAGUAGGGAUGCCACUAGCGAUAAUUAGAUAAUUGAAAGUGAUGAAUCGCUUCAUCAAUUAGUUUAUAAAAUGUCAGAAAAAAGUGAAAAAUGGCACACACAGUUUCCCUAAUGUCUUCAAAUGUCUCACUUUGUCCAAAACCCCCAAAUAUAAAGUUUAAAGUGGAGAAAUUUGAGAAGCUACAGCCGAAAUGUUUGGAUUUGUUGCUUGAUUAAUGACCUGUUGUCAUCAAAAAUUGUUCCAAAUUAACUUUCUGACUAUUCCAUUAGCUGUUUCAACUCUAGACUUUGGUAAAAAAAAAAAAAAAAAAAAAAAACGUUGCCACUAAAUGCACUGAUCACUAAAAUGUUUAUUUAAUUUAAAAAAAUGUUGAAUCUGCAGCUGUGAAUGUUUACAUGAUCAGAAUCAGUCUUUUUGUUUUCUGUUAGAUUUUGUUUUUGUACAAUUAUCAUUAAAGUCAGUAAAUAUGAAACUCGUCAGAGUGCGUUUCACUUGAUUUUUAAGAGCAAAAACACCCGUGAUGUUAUCUUAAUACAACCUCUUUAUGACAGCCUGUGACUCGCUGGUGUCGCCUUCAAAUAGGUAAUAGAAAUAGUACGUCUGGGCCUAUAUACCCUCGCAAGCUCUGAUCAAAGGUCGCAGCAGUCCGGGUGCUGAGACAGGUGACCAUCUUUGGGUGGAGUUGAUCGUCUUGUCCUGCGCGUCCCUGCCGGGUGGUCGCAGUGGAGCUGAGUCUCGCAGCCUGUGUGGCAGCAACCAAGUCGAACCUCCCACGUCACUGCGAGUGAUCUGCAGCCGAGUUCAAAGGACACAAGCCCUGCCCUUGAGUCUGCCAGCGAGAGCGGAGCUGCGUUCUUUAUCAGGUGGAGGUUCUGCUGGGAGUCGGCCACUGCAGCCUCGGUCAGCCUGGGAAACACUUUCUUCUGCUGG